AUGCUCAAGCAAAUAAAGGUUCUAGAACAAUUGAAUAUCCUUAAAACAAGUCAACUUUCACUUAAGAAUAGAAGAGUGGUUGAUCAAUAUGUCUACACAUUAAAGACCCAUAACCUCCAACAACAAAGAGAUAAACUCAUAAAGGUAUAUGAAACCACAGAUUUACCAACAAAGUUACAAUGUCUUAACUUGAUGUUGAAUAAUUAUCUCAGACACCCAAAGUUCAUUAGGUUUCAUGAUGUCAGAGAGAUCAUUAGCGAUUUCAAUAUAUUGAAAGACAAUGACAAGCAAGUGUUGGAAUCCUUGAAAACUUGUUUGUUAUAUUGCAUUGAGAAUACAACUAAAAAUAAAGAGACUACCAAACCUAUAAUUGAGGAAAUCAUGAAGCUGUUGAAAGAUAUUGGAUUCGGCGAUGUUCAUACCUCAGAAUCCCCAUUAAACAAUGGAGUCCGUGAACUUAUAGAGAACGAAGACCCUUUUAAUAGCAGAUCCUCAGGAGAGAGUUCAGAAACGAUGGAUAUGAAUCAAUUAUGUGAUUUUAUCAAGCAACCUUACAAAAAUCUCGGUAUGCCGUUAUUUGAAUACUAUGAUCAAUUAGACACGAAGUCCAAAGAUCAAUUUAUGAGAGAUUACUUGAAAUAUAAUAGACACAAGCAAAACAAGAUAGAGUUGGAAUCAUUGAACAUUUCAUCUAACCUACAUAUCAGUAAUUUGAUGUCUCAGUUUGGAAGUAGAAAUGCUGACAUGCUUUUAGGAUGGUCCGAAUUUGCUGGUACCAUGGAAAAUCUUAAUGAAGACGAUGAAAUAGAUAAAAUUAUUCUUAAGCACGAAUACUGGUUGAGUCUUGUUGGAUACAAACAAGUGACAAAUCUCAUUUUAAUUAAUAGCUUGUCUCAUUUGAGCCAAACUAAAUCAGGUUCUUGUACCACAACUGGUAUACUUAGAAUGCUAGUUGAAAAGUUCACUGCUGUGUUAAAGAUAAAAGUAGGUACGGAAGUCCCUGUGCCUGAUAAUGAGCUCUUGAUACUUUUUGCUGCCUUAUUCAAGAAAUUUUCAAUGUUUUGUAAAGUUGAUGUACCGGCUGAUUUUGUAGGAGAUACGGAAUCGAUAAAGAAGAAUCAGAUUGAUAUGAGAUUUUUAUUCACCCAUAGAAUUGUUAACUUGCCAACGAAGACAGUUGGUAAAGUGUUCUUGAAUCCUUAUAUUCUUAAUAAAUUAGAUUUCUUAGAAGGAAUUUACAGUGACUCAGUAUAUUUACCAAUGAUUUAUCCACCCAAGAAAUGGAAAUCGCCUGAUGAUGGAGGGUUUUUGAAUAAUUUAAGACCGGUUAUCUUACACAACGAGAAGCAGUAUCUGGAGUUCUUAAAAACCAUCAAUAGAGAUGGUCUGUUGGAUUAUAUCUUCAAAAACUUGGAUUACAUGAGUUCCAUUCCUUGGUGUAUAGACAUACAGAUGAAGGAGUUUUUGAAGGAAUUGGUACACUUAGAAGAUGGAUUCUUAAAUUUUCCAGGGAAAACUACAAAGCAGUUACCUAGAACCCGUCAGAACAUUCCUACCAAAUCGAUAAGAGAGAAAUACGAAAGAUCGAUUCAAUUGAUUGAUGCCUUCAAUGAUAAUAUUAUUUAUUUCCCUCAUGGGGUUGACUUUAGAUCAAGGUGUUAUACCUUGGUAUCAUUUUUGAGUUAUCAAGACGAAGAUUUGAUACGAUCAAUUUUCCAGUUUUGGGAUUCUAGAGCCUUAGGAGCUUCUGGUUAUGAUUGGAUUAAAUAUCAAGCUGCUGGAUUAUACGGAUUGGACAAACUUAAUUUUGAAGAUAGAGUGAAAUUCAUUAAUGAUAAUAUCCAGAACAUCAAACAAUCAGCCGUGUCUCCCAGGACAAAUCUAUGGUGGACAAAGAGUGACAAACCAUGGCAGUUCUUAAGACAUUGUUUUGAGAUCACCAAAAUCGAAAACUUUGAUGGGGAAAUAAAAAAUUUCAAGUCAAGACUACCCAUUCACUUGGAUGGAUCAUGUAACGGUUUACAACAUUACGCAGCUAUAGGAAGAGACAUCAAGGGUGCGAAGGCUGUGAAUCUUCUCCCAACAAACAAGAAGGAAGAUGUUUACACAGACGUGUUGGAGUAUCUAUUGACUCAACUUUCUACCAGCGAAGAAGACGUGAUCAUAAGCAAGAUAUUAUCCCGAAAGAUAGUCAAGAGACCAAUCAUGACUUCUGUUUAUGGAGUGACGGUCUUCGGGGCCGUUAAGCAGAUGGAGGAGUCACUCAAAGAAGCUAACUUAGAACAACUCUUGACCCGAGAGGAAAUGAACUUAUACUCUAAGAAACUGACAAUCAUUUUGUUCCGUUUGUCUCGGUUGAUCAAACUAUCCUUGGAUGAAUUGUUCAAAAAUGCAAAAUUCAUACAACUUUGGCUCCUUUCCACCUGUCAGAGAGUUGUCACAUCCAUUGACAAGCCUAAAGAUGGAAAAGAAAUUGAUUUUAAGGAAAUGCAAUUCACCAAACCAAUGAUGUGGUCAACCAUAACCGGAUUCCCUGUGAUACAGAUGUAUUUCACUGAUUCCAAAACUUCAAUUUCCACACCUUUGCAACACUUGGCCGUUCGGAAACAAACUGUCAUUAAGGAAAUUCAUACCAGAAAACAGUAUAAUAGUGUUGCUCCCAAUUUCAUCCAUUCCAUAGAUGCAACUCAUUUACUUUUUACAUGUAAUUCUUGUCAAGAGAGUAACAUCCCCUUUGUUGCCGUUCAUGAUUCUUUUUGGACAUCCCCGGAUAGUGUCGAUGGUUUGAAUACAAUUUUGAGACAACAGUUUGUUAAUCUUUAUGCAUCUGACAUUGUAAAUAAGUUAAGAGAUGAAACACAGAACCUCAUAAGAGAUUCAUAUCACCUUGUAUGGUUUAGUAAGUCCAAGCAUAAAAACUUACAUAACGAAGUAAUGAAAAUAAGAGAUGGAGGUAAAAUCAAUAUCGUUUUAAAUAAUGAGAUCAAGGACACAACCAAGAUUGGUUUAUAUGAAGAUUUGAUAGAAAGGUUCCAGCCUGAGCUUAUCACUCAAAUCAGCAGGGCUAGAUAUGCCAACUAUUCCACAGGGGAACAUGUUGACAUCAAAUCCUUCAAGAAUUAUGUCCCAAUAUUAGUUAAAGCGAAAUUGCUCCCAACUCCUCCAACUGGUGAUUAUAAUAUAGAAGAUGUUAAACAAAGUGAGUACUUCUUUUCUUAA
Yamadazyma jaroonii is the source of this 3219-nucleotide messenger RNA. The record is from the annotation of a GenBank genome assembly. Lineage: Eukaryota; Fungi; Ascomycota; Pichiomycetes; Serinales; Debaryomycetaceae.